Molecule: messenger RNA, 852 nt
Organism: Batrachochytrium dendrobatidis JAM81
Lineage: Eukaryota; Fungi; Chytridiomycota; Chytridiomycetes; Rhizophydiales
Exons: 5
Biological process (GO): nucleotide-excision repair
Cellular component (GO): nucleus
Molecular function (GO): DNA endonuclease activity; single-stranded DNA binding
Source: RefSeq, a predicted model, not a curated record
AUUGUUGAUUCACAUGCUUCUAUUUGGCUGCAUCAGUUUCUCAAGGCCAUGCGGAGUAGAGAUGGCAAUCUACUUCAUGGUGCACAUAUUAUUGGGUUUUUUAGACGUAUCUGCAAACUGCUCUUUUAUGGCAUUCUGCCAGUGUUUGUAUUUGAUGGAGCGACACCUGCCUUGAAACGACAGACCAUUGCAAGUAGAAGACACCGGAGAGCUACAGUCGAGCAGAGUCUGAGAAAAACUGCAGAAAGAAUCUUGUCUCUACAAUUGCAAAAACGAGCGUUGAUUGUAAACUGGCAACAGAGGAAGAGCUGCGUUCCUUUAUUGCUUUUCAUCUUUGGUAUUCCGUAUAUUGUCGCCACAACUGAAGCCGAAUCGCAAUGCGCAUUUCUUCAAAAACAAGGUCUUGUUGAAGGGAUAGUGACGGACGAUAGCGAUGUAUUUGUCUUUGGUGGUGAAGUGGUAUACAAAAAUAUGUUUACUCAAACACGAUCUGUGGAAAUUUAUACAAUGGAUAGACUACAAGAACAGUUGGGACUGUCGAGAGAGAAACUGAUUUUGCUGGCGUAUCUUCUUGGAAGUGAUUAUACUCCUGGAUUAGUUGGCAUCGGACCUGUUACUUCUGUCGAGAUUUUAAAUGAAUGGUGCAAUUUGGAUUACAGUAAAGGUGGAAGAAAUUUGGCAAAAAAACUUGAUAUUCCGGAUGGAUUUCCUGAUUUGCGGGUUUUAAAUGCUUACAUAAAUCCUGUAGUUGAUCAAGACCUAACCAAUUUUACUUGGGGAGAGCCAGAUCUAGAAGGUAUCCGUCACUUUCUCGAACAUAAGCUGCAAUGGUCGCACGAGACAGUGGAUCAA